AUGGAUUUCUGGCGGGAUUUUCUUGCAAGCGGUUGGGGCAAAGAAUUUGUGGCUGGGGGAUUUGGUGGAGUCGCGGGUGUUGUAGCGGGACACCCCCUUGAUACCGUUAGAAUCAUACAACAAAGUAGUAUGAACAAACCCGCAUUCCACAUCAUUAGGGAUGUUGUAGCUAGAGAAGGGCUAUUUGCCCUUUAUAAAGGCAUGGGUGCUCCGGUUGCCACCGUUAGCUUUCAGAACGCGUUAGUCUUUCAAUGUAACGCCACAUUAUCAAGAGCAUUCGACCGGUACAUCCCUGCCACAGAACCACCCUCAUAUGGAAGCGUUUUGCUAGGCGGCACGGGAGCCGGUGCAAUUCAAAGCCUCGUGAUCACGCCAAUCGAACUCAUAAAAAUCAGGUUACAACUCGAAAACCAAAACACCCCCCAAAAAACCAAAAGUGGGCCAUCAACUUUAGUCAAACACAUCAUACGGGCCGAAGGCUAUAAAGGCAUGUUCCAAGGGUUCACCGUCACCGUAAUAAGAGACGCGCCCUCAUACGGCGCGUAUUUCUGGACAUACGAAUACGUAAGGGAGAAACUUCACCCGGGUUGCCGGAAAACCGGUCGACAAAACUUGAUGACCAUGGUGGUCGCCGGAGGACUCGCCGGACUUGCGAGUUGGGUGUGUUGUUAUCCCGUGGAUGUGGUUAAAACUAGACUUCAAGCUCAAACACCUAAUUCUCCGGUGAAGUAUGCCGGAAUCGUGGAUUGUUUCCGGCAAAGCGUUAGAACCGACGGCGCCGGAGUUUUAUUCCGGGGACUUGGAAGUACACUUUUUAGAGCCUUUAUUGUUAAUGGAUCAGUUUUUACAGCAUAUGAAAUGGCUUUAAGAUGUAUUUUUAAUAACAAUGAGUUAACAUGA
Messenger RNA from Helianthus annuus (common sunflower), 900 nucleotides. Its product is annotated as mitochondrial arginine transporter BAC2. Gene Ontology annotation, biological process: transmembrane transport. The transcript is spliced from 2 exons. The record is from RefSeq and is a predicted model, not a curated record. The coding region runs from base 1 to 900 and encodes 299 amino acids. Gene Ontology annotation, molecular function: transmembrane transporter activity. Lineage: Eukaryota; Viridiplantae; Streptophyta; Magnoliopsida; Asterales; Asteraceae.